Messenger RNA from Spodoptera exigua (beet armyworm), 342 nucleotides. The record is from the annotation of a GenBank genome assembly. Lineage: Eukaryota; Metazoa; Arthropoda; Insecta; Lepidoptera; Noctuidae.
AUGGUGACGGCGACAGUGUACUGUGCGCCUGCGCCGCUUCGGUACCUCGCACUCGCUGUCUACAGCCUCGGCAGUCUGCUUGGACUCUAUAAGGCAAUGCGCGCAUGGUCUCCGUGGGAGCGGCGGCUGUGCUUCGCGGCUCCGUUCUGCAUGCGCGUGCUGCUGGCCGGCGCGCGCGCAGCCCGCCUUGGGGGCGGCGACCCGCACGCUAUACUGCACGUCUUUUUGCAGGGUCUAAGCCUCCGUGGGGGCGUUCCUCCGCACGACUCUCUGGACCUAGCAGAGAGCGGGGCGGAGAAACAAGGGCGGCGCUCGUUGUGCACUCACCCUGCCAAUGAGUAG